UUUCUACCUUUUGCUUUCUCAGUCGCCUUCCCUCUCAUUUCUUCUUCUUUUUCCCUCGCAGCAGCCGCAGGGAUCUCUGACCUAAUUGUCCCCUCCUCCUCCUGUUCUUCUUCUUCUCCUCCUCACCUAAUUGUACCUCCUCAUUCAAGAGCCUCUUCAAAAUCUCCAGCCGGAAUAAUCUUUGAUCCGAUCUGUAUAAUAUAGGAAGAAUUAGAUUGAAGAUGAACAAUCCUCCAGGACAAUUCGGAGACACGACUUACACUAAAGUUUUUGUUGGUGGAUUGGCAUGGGAGACCCAAAAGGACACCAUGAAGAAAUACUUCGAACAGUUUGGCGAGAUCUUGGAAGCUGUUGUCAUCACUGACAAAGCUACUGGAAGAUCCAAGGGCUAUGGAUUUGUAACUUUUCGUGAAGCCGAAUCAGCGAUGAGAGCUUGCGUUGAUGCUAGUCCAGUGAUCGAUGGAAGGAGAGCUAAUUGUAAUCUGGCUUCCAUGGGUGUUCAAAGAUCCAAGCCUUCCACACCAAAGCAAGGAGCAGGAGGAGGAGGAAGGAAUAUGAGAAUGAUGGGGGCAUUUCAAGGUGGAGGGUUUCAAGCAACAACUUUUCCACAUUAUGCCAUCCAACAAGGAAUUCCUUACAAUGUUUAUGGGUACCCUCCGUACUCGGCUGAAUAUGCAUAUCCUACGAGCUACUAUGGUUUGUAUGGAGGAUCCACUGGUCAGUAUCCUAUGUAUGGAGGAGGAGCUGGAGGAAUGUUAUCGGCUGCUGCGACUUCCUAUUAUCCUUAUCUGAACCUCGGAGAGGGAAGCGGUGGAGGAGCAACAAGCGGCUACUCAACUACUCAAGGUUACGGUUUUCAGUAUCCAAACCACCUCCUUCACUACUCAGCAAUCAACUCGACCGGGGUUUAUCCACAGCAUUAUGGUACCCCAAUGUCCCUUGCGCCUGCUACUCCGUUGCAAUCAGUUUGUUUUGCUGUUCCACAGGCGUGAACAUGGCUUUGCCCGCACCAAUUCCUCAUCGUUAAUGAAGAAAUUCAUGUUGGUGAUCAAUCAAGAGAGACACAUUCCCAUCUACUUCAUCAGAAGCUUCUGAAAUGCCUUUAGCCUAACCAUGGUUCUGUUUCUCUUUCUCCCCCUCGUGGAAGCCGAUGCGCGUGGCAUUCGGGCAUUACCACACAUGGAUGCCCCCCAUAGGGGCUCAAUCAAAAUUCGGUCUCUUGGUGGGAAAGGUUCCUACAAGAGAACCAAAGCUUGCAUUUGCAUCUCAUUCCCAACUCAUCAAGCCAUGUGAAGGGCUGAUAAGUUGGUUAAAAUAUGUCUUAGUUUAGCCUUGGAGAGGCUAAGGCUAAGCAAUAUGUACAUCCAUUCUGAAAAUUAAGCCGCUGGAAGGCUAACCAAAACAUCCUUUAAAUCAACUUUGUUGAGUAUUGUAAAUUUGAAAACGCUCAAAAUCUUAGACUUUCAAAUUACUAAUCCCUCCAAUAUUUUCUAAGCAUAGCUAUACAAACUUGAAUAUGUAGUGGCAGAUUAGGGAAAAUGGGGCAUUGGACGCCUCAAGUUUUUGUUCGCAUAAGGAUUUUAAAACUCUUUUUUUACCAAUGUUACAUUUUCUUCGAAAAAACAGAUCAUCUCUCCUUAGGGUAAGGGUGAUGGUACUGACUGACUCUUUGCUGUUUUUCUUCUUUGUAUAUUCGUUGAAG
Messenger RNA from Olea europaea var. sylvestris, 1702 nucleotides. RefSeq names its product RNA-binding protein 24-like. The transcript has 6 exons. Lineage: Eukaryota; Viridiplantae; Streptophyta; Magnoliopsida; Lamiales; Oleaceae. Bases 222 to 992 code for a protein of 256 amino acids. Gene Ontology annotation, molecular function: RNA binding. The record is from RefSeq and is a predicted model, not a curated record.